AUGCCAAGUCUUUGGCCCGAGCUCGGCCCGCUGGAGGACCUGCCUCGCGCAGAGGUUGCCGUGUCCUCGCCCUCCCAUGUCACGAACAAGGUCGAGAUCGAGGAAAAGUUCCAGCUGACGAAGGAGGGAGUGCCGACACUUACCAAGAAUUUGAACGCCCGCAAGACUCCGUAUGCCAAGAUUCGAACUGGGACGGUCUCUUUGGGCAAGUCAGGCGUCCGACUCCUGGACGACUGGAGCGAGAGCUUCGUAAUCUGCGAGCAGGAAGCCACGAACAUCUACACCAACCUUUACGGCGAGAAGCACCAGAGCAGCAAGCAGGCGUUCUCCAGCGUUCGGAGCAGCGUGGUCCGGAAGAUUGGUAGGGAGAUCUGCAAACGAGAGACCUUAAUCUCGACCUGGAACUACAUCUGGGAGAUUAUCACCCUUGUGCUCGUUGUUCUGGACACCAUACUGAUUCCGAUUACGCUGGCAUGGCCCGACUCGGCGCUUUCGCCGAGCCCGACCUUCUUCUAUUUCCAGGCCGGGCCAUUUCUUUGGAGCUUCGACAUUCUCAUGAGCUUCGUCCCGGCAUCUCUAGAGAAGGAAGUGCCGGCCAAGCUGCAGAUGGCCAGGAAGUAUGUGUGUUCAAGAUUUCCGAUAGAUGUGUCCCUGGUAGUCUUGGACGUUGUUCUUCUCCUGGGCGUCCUGGAGGAGCACUUUCGCAUCUUCACCUUGCUGCGGCUGAUUCGGAUCCUGAAGCUGAAGAGAGUGCUCACCGUCUUCGAGAACCGCCUCGUUGCCGCGGGAAACAUGAAAGCUGUGCCUUACCUGACGAUUCUCCAAUGCAUCGCGACGGUGCUCGCCGUCAACCACGUGCUGGCGUCCUUGCUGUUUUAUGUGGGCCGCAUCGGGACGCGCAUUGAAGCCACGAGCAACUGGGUUGAUUUUUACGAGAUGUCCUUCCGGAGUCCACUCUCGCAGUAUAUGACCUGCUUCAAUUGGGUAAUCGCUGAGUAUACGCCGGCGCCCUUCCCCAACCAGCCGCAGAAUGAAGUGGAGCAGUUGCUUAUCAUCGUGAUCAUCCUCACCUGUCUGCCCCUCUUGGGCGCCCAGAUCGGCAAGAUCGGUGGAACGCUGAACACGAUGAAAGAGAAGGCACGUGAGCGAGAUAUGGUUCGCCGAGACCUCCAGCGGUUCCUACAACGCAAGAACGCGCCAACUCGGCUGACUCGGCGAAUGCUGACGUCACUCGACGAUGUGCUGGACUCCAAGGACUCGCCCCUGAAUGUGAAGGAGCCGAUAGCCUUGAAGUUCCUUCCCAGCAGCCUCCUCGACGAGCUCCGGGUCGUGAAGAUGAUCGAGAAGCUCGACGCCCACAUGCUCUUCGCGAUGCUCAUGGACGAGCGUCUCGGGCUUGCUGGUCGCCUCAGCGCCGUGUUCCGGGAAGUCAACGCGGUGCAGGGGGAGAACGUCUUCACCAACGGGCGGCCAGGUGAAGGCCUCUACAUCACGCAGAGCGGGCGCUUCGCCCUGAGCCAGUCGAAGGGCGCCGCGAGGGAGAAGUCGACCAUCGCUGCGAUCCAAUCUGAAUCCGGGACACAUUCGACAUCAGGCAUGACGAUCCAGCAAGACACAUGGCUUGCCGAGCUCUGCCUUUACACCAAUGUGAACCAUUCGGUGACCUUGACCACCAAGAUCUACUCCAAGGUACUCACAACACCGAUCGGGGAAUUUGUGAAGGCCAUCCGCACAUCUCCCGCUGCUGUGGUGGCAGUACACGAGUAUGCCAAGAGGCUUCUCGGCAUGGUGGAGAUUAAGAGCGAAUGCUGGGAGCUCUUGGCACAGGCUACGGCUGAUGAUUGUGUCACGCACACACAGCUCGCUGAGCUGCUGGAUCCUGGCACCGGACGGGUGCACAACCUGAGGUCAGUUGAGGAGGUAGACUUCACCGACUUUCUGGACGACAUUCGAGAGCCGGGUCUCAGCAACGAGGCGCGCCUGGACGCCAUCAAGAACUACAUACCAGAGCUCCGGGAAGAUGGUAUCUACAUGGGGCUCGGGUAUGAGGAUGAGAUGCACCGGGCGCUGCUGUCCGUGCUCAGUGCUUUGUGGCUGCUGGUGGACGACUAUAACAGCAUGGUCGACUGUCAGAAGAUCACUCAGAGGUUGUCUCAGAGGACCUUCGAGUUCAUCAAGGAGUUCGUUGGCGCCAAGCGGAUGAAGGACGCGCAGCUUCAAGCCGUGUUCAUCCUCCUGUCGCUGCGUGGUCUCAGCAAGAACUCAGACUUCGCAAAGCUCUGUCCUCCAUCGGAGCGGCGCACGCCGGAGCAGGUCUUGGCCUAUGCCACGACAAACCUGGAUGCUUACUUGCCAUCCAUUGCGAAUCUCCGCGGAGAUGCGUAUGACAUCCUCGCGGCGACGGUCCGGAUGCUCGGGGCGUUCAACUUUGCUCAGAUGCUGCAGGGGGAAAACAACCCUCACUCCAUCUGGCAGCUCCAGGGCGCGCUGGAGGAAGAGGGCGAGGAGGUCUUCCAGACCUUCCUUUUUGUGCAAGUCUGCCUCUUGUGUGGAGUCACGGGCAACAUCACGCUUCGCGGCUCCAUGUUUCUCAGCGAGCUGAAUGGGCGCAGCGUGCUCAAAGGUGCCUGUUCGUUGGUGUGGCUUGACAAAGGACCCGUUGAAGACCUCUGUGACGCGCUAGCGAACCUCACGUGGGUGGGUCAAAAGCAUCACAUCACAACCAAAAUCAAUUAUACGCACUUGACCGAAACUGCCAAGCCUCACCGUGCAUCCAAGGGCGUGGAUCCGAACAAAGUGUACUGGAGCUACAUUGCCAGCCGUGCCGAAGCUCUGGAGCUUCAUGUGCAGACACCGAGCCAUUUGGUGCUGGCCAGACUCGCAUGCCUCACACGUGCCUUGGCGACUGUUCAGGAUGCUCUUUCAGAGAUCUUCCUGUCAGACGGCCACUAUGACAAGGCCUUCAUCUUCCAGUAUUUGCCUCUCUUCUUGACCAACGCCAUGGCCAACCAGGGCCUCGGCUUGCGGCGCGGGCUUCAGUUUCUUGUAGAGCUCUUUGCGAAGCUGAUGAAUCACCGCUGCCUGAACCAGGACGGCUCUACAGUCACAGUCGACAUCUCCUCGCUGGCAACCAUGGCCAAGGACAUCGACGACUUGAGGCUCCUCAGACAGUGCAUGGACUUCUCGCGCAUCGUGAAGCACACAACUGGUGUGACUGUCCUGCUCACUGCCGAGAGCUACCAGAUCCUUUCAGGCCAGCUUGUGGCGGAGGACCGCAAGGUGGACCUGCUGGAGUCGCUGACUGCUCAACAGCGCCGCCUAGAAGAUGCGCUGAUCGGCCGCGCACGGCCGCUGACACUGUGGGACGAAAGCCCACGGGUGGCUUGCCACAUCCGCAGAUUCAGUCUAGAGUCUAGAGAGCUUGUGCUUCCUCGUAAGCCGCCGAGAGUCUGGGCAUGUCUGGGUGUUGGUAGAAGCCGAAACCUGCUUGGAUCUGUGACGACUGACGCGCCUCGUCGACGCAGCGUUUCUACGUCCCAAGCGCCGUCAGGUAGAUCGUAG
Messenger RNA from Symbiodinium sp. CCMP2456, 3561 nucleotides. Lineage: Eukaryota; Dinophyceae; Suessiales; Symbiodiniaceae. The record is from the annotation of a GenBank genome assembly.